UGACCUCGGAUGUGCUUCUGUUAAGUGCCGUUGUCACGAACUGGGGGUAAAUCAAAACGUUAGCGGGCAGCGCCGAAAGCUUUCAUUUACAAAUAAAAACAAUUUAAAACUCACUCAAAGCACAAAGUUGGCUCUGUGGCGGGGGGCUGACUAAGAUAAUCUGCAUUGUUAACUUUCGCACCAGCCAGAGCUCACUGUGCCUGGACUAUCGCUGUGAAAGAUGAGUGGUGAAUCUGAUCCCAACAAAGAGUUUGUGGAGCAGCUGCGAAUGCAGGAGCUCUAUGGUCAGAGAAAUGAAGAUGGCUCAGACCCCUACACCUACACUGAUCCAGAGGAUGGAACUGUGUAUGACUGGGAUCGUGAAAAGAAGGCCUGGUUUCCCAAAAUAACAGAGGACUUCAUCGCAGCCUACCAGUCCAACUAUGGGUUUCCUCAGGAAGCAGCUCCAGAUGCAAACAAGGCCGCCUUGAGCAGCACCAAGCCAGCAGCUCCUGGACCAGACAGCAAGCCACCAGAAAAACCAUCAGAAAAGGAGAAACCAGUAGAUCCCACCCCAGACUCAGUCUCAGACCAGCAGUCAGCCAAAGAAGCCAAGCAGAAAGGGGAGAAGAGGAAAGCUGAACCAGGAUGGUUUGAUAUUGAUGAAAGUAAAAACACAAACAUCUAUGUGUCAGGCCUGCCUCCUGACAUCACCUCCGAGGAGUUUGUCGAGUUGAUGUCCAAGUGUGGGAUUGUAAUGCGGGACCCCAUCACUGAGGAGUACAAGGUCAAACUCUACAAAGACAAAGAAGGAAAUCUGAAGGGAGAUGGUCUUUGCUGCUAUCUCAAGAAGGAGUCAGUGGAACUGGCUAUACGCCUGAUUGAUGAGUCAGAGGUCCGAGGAUAUAAACUCCAUGUGGAAGCAGCACGGUUUGAGCUAAAGGGGCAGUAUGAUGCCAGCAAGAAGAAGAAGAAAAACAAAGAUUAUAAGAAGAAGCUACAGCAGCAGCAGAAACAGCUCGACUGGAGGCCAGAGAAGAAAGGAGAAGUGAGGAAGAGGCAUGAAAAAGUUGUCAUCAUCAGGAAUAUGUUCCAUCCCAGUGACUUUGAGGAAGACCCACUUGUGCUGAAUGAGUAUCGUGAGGAUCUGCGGACUGAGUGUGAGAAGUUUGGCGAGGUCAAAAAGGUCAUCCUCUUUGAUAGACAUCCUGAUGGCGUGGCAUCAGUUGCAUUUAAGGAGCCUGACCAAGCUGAUGCCUGUAUUCUGUCAUUCAAUGGGCGCUGGUUUGGAGGAAGGCAGUUAUCUGCUCAGCUUUGGGAUGGAACAACAGACUAUCAGGUAGAAGAGACGACACGCGAGCGAGAGGAGCGGCUGAAGGGUUGGUCUCAGUUCUUGGAGGGUGGAGGUGGAGAUCAGCAGAAGGACCCCAAACCAGCAGAGAGCAGCACAGCAACAGAAGCCAGCGAGCCCUCCAGCACCACUGAACCCGAGCCGCACCCAGAGACAGAACCACAAUCGUCAGAAGAGCAACAGGAGCAGGAAGUGGACUCCACUGACAGCAGCCUAGCAGGAAGUGAUGAUGAAGCAGCGUAGACACUCUCAUCUUCAUUUCAUGGCCCCCAUGUCAACCACCUAAGACAGUCCUGCUUAAAGUGAACUGUGGCAACACUUUCUGUUGAGAAGGAAGAAGCGAUUUGGACAGUUUGAGCUGUUUUGUAAUGUAGAAAAAUAAAAUAAUUUUGUCUACCCUAUUUUCAUCAUUUUGGUUCACCCUGUAAUUACAAAUGCACUCGACCAGCUUGUUACUCCGUACAGCUUUCCCAUAAUUCACUGCAGUUUGCUGACACUAUGUUUUAUGCUGGCAAUUCUAAAUAUUAAUGACAAAAUACAGCAAAAGAGACUGAA
Molecule: messenger RNA, 1885 nt
Organism: Archocentrus centrarchus (flier cichlid)
Lineage: Eukaryota; Metazoa; Chordata; Actinopteri; Cichliformes; Cichlidae
Gene: htatsf1
Product: HIV-1 Tat specific factor 1
Exons: 10
Coding region: 221-1573 (450 amino acids)
Biological process (GO): mRNA splicing, via spliceosome
Cellular component (GO): U2 snRNP; U2-type spliceosomal complex
Molecular function (GO): RNA binding
Source: RefSeq, a predicted model, not a curated record